This is a messenger RNA of Pipistrellus kuhlii (Kuhl's pipistrelle), 2556 nucleotides long. Its product is annotated as polyunsaturated fatty acid lipoxygenase ALOX12-like. Gene Ontology annotation, molecular function: iron ion binding; arachidonate 15-lipoxygenase activity; arachidonate 12(S)-lipoxygenase activity. The transcript is spliced from 13 exons. Bases 1 to 1851 code for a protein of 616 amino acids. Gene Ontology annotation, cellular component: cytosol; sarcolemma. NCBI's taxonomy places the organism in Eukaryota, Metazoa, Chordata, Mammalia, Chiroptera, Vespertilionidae. Gene Ontology annotation, biological process: linoleic acid metabolic process; lipid oxidation. The record is from RefSeq and is a predicted model, not a curated record.
AUGGGCCGCUACCGCAUCCGCGUGGCCACCGGGGCCUGGCUCUUCUCUGGGUCUGUCAACCCCGUGCAGCUGUGGCUGGUGGGGGAGCGCGGAGAGGCGGAGCUGGAGCUGCAGCUGCGGCCAGUGCGGGGCCAGGUGGAGGAGUUUGAACAGAACAUUCCCCAGGACCUGGGGCCACUGCAGUUCGUGAAGUUGCGCAAACACCGCCCCCUGAUGGACGACGCCUGGUUCUGCGACCGCAUCACCGUGCAGGGCCCGGGAGCCUUGGAGGAGGCCGCCUUCCCCUGCUACCGCUGGGUGCAGGGCGAGGGCCUGCUGACCCUGCCUGAGGGCACCGCCCACCUGGCAGGAAACUCCUUGGAUGUCUUCCAGAAGCACCGAGAACAGGAACUGGAGGAAAGACAGCAAAUCUACCGCUGGGCCACCUGGAAAGAAGGGUUACCCAUGACAAUUGCUGCAGACGGUAUAGAUGACCUGCAUCCAAAUAUGAGAUUCCAUGAGCAGAAAAGGCUAGACUUUGAGUGGUCAGCAAUUGCAGGGAUUAUGGAGAUUGCCCUCAAAUAUGUUUACACCCUCCCAAGCCCCUGGAAACGCUUGGAAGAUUUUGAUCAGAUCUUCUGGGGACAAAAGACAGCCCUGGCUGAGAAGGUUCACCAGCGCUGGCAGGAAGAUGAGCUUUUUGGCUACCAGUUGCUCAAUGGCGCCAACCCCAUGCUGCUGAGACGCUCCACCUCUCUGCCCUCCCGGCUGGUGCUGCCCUCAGGGAUGGAGGAGCUUCAGGCCCAGCUGGAGAAAGAACUCCAGAAUGGUUCCCUUUUUGAGGCUGACUUCAUUCUACUGGAUGGAAUUCAAGCCAACGUGAUCCAAGGAGAGAAGCAGUACCUGGCUGCCCCCCUUGUCAUGCUGAAGAUGGAGCCCAGUGAAAAGCUGCUACCUAUAGUCAUCCAGAUCCAACCUCCCAGCCCCAGCUGCCCCAUCCCACCACUGUUCCUGCCCUCAGAUCCUCCACUUGCCUGGCUCCUGGCAAAGAUGUGGGUCCGAAGUUCAGAUUUCCAUGUUCAUGAGCUCCAGUAUCACUUGCUGAACACUCAUUUGCUGGCUGAGGUUAUUGCUGUGGCCACCAUGAGGUGCCUCCCAGGACUGCACCCUGUCUUCAAGCUCCUGAUCCCACACACACGCUACACCAUGGACAUCAACACCCGGGCACGACCUGGACUCGUCUCAGAUGGAGGUUUAUUUGACAAGGCAUGGAGCACAGGUGGAGGGGGGCAUGUGCAGUUGAUCCGUCGGGCCACGACUCAGCUGACCUACCGCUCCCUCUGUCCUCCUGAUGAUCUGGCUGACCGGGGCCUGAUGGGAAUCCCAAGUGCCCUCUAUGCCCAUGAUGCUUUACGCCUCUGGGACAUCAUUGCUCGAUACGUGGAAGGGAUCAUCCACCUCUUCUACCAUGGGGAUGACGUCGUGAGAGGGGACCCUGAGCUGCAGGUCUGGUGUCGGGAGAUCACUGAGGUGGGGCUGUGCCAGGCCCAGGACCGAGGUUUCCCUGUGUCCUUCCAGUCUCGGGCUCAGCUCUGCCAUUUCCUUACCAUGUGCAUCUUUACAUGCUCUGCCCAGCAUGCAGCAGUCAACACGGGCCAGUUUGACUGGUAUGCCUGGGUCCCUAAUGCCCCAAGCUCAAUGCGGAUGCCCCCACCUACCACCAAGGAAGAUAUCACAAUGGACACAGUGAUGGGCUCACUACCUAAUGUCUGGCAGAGCUGUCUUCAAAUGUUUGCCACAUGGCUUCUUAGCCAGCCACAGCAAGACAUGGUAAGAGGGGACCUCUGGAAUUCUGAGGGGACUGAUGGCUGACAAGGAGACUUAGGGUGAGGGACUGGAGUUUGGGUUCCUUUGUCUUAGAACUAGAAGAUGAUUGAUCCUUGCUUUCUGCUUCAGGUACCACUGGGGCAUCAUAAAGAAGAGUAUUUCUCAGGUCCUGAGCCCAAGGCUGUUUUAAGGCAGUUUCAGGCUGAUCUGGACAAACUGGAAAAGGAAAUCGUGGCCCGGAAUGAGCAGCUAGACCUUCCCUAUGAAUACCUGAAGCCCAGCCUCAUAGAAAGUAGUGUUGACAUCUGAGCCCAAAUUGUUCACUAUUCAAAUACUUGAGGCCACCACCAUGAUUAACAUCCCCCCCUACCCCACUCUUCUCAUGCAUCUGAGUUGCUAAGGUUCUAUUUUCUCCUCUUGGGUUCCCUACCUAAAUAUCUCACCUGCAUGAAGCAUUGUCCUUACUUCCAGUUCCCUAAUAGGAUGAUCUUUAACUUGAAACCAACUCACUUAGAGAAAUUAAAUAGCUACUCAUAUAAUGUUUCCUUUCUUCUGGAAAUUUUGCCUUCUGCAUUUAUCAAUAAAUCAUUAUAUAAUGAUAUUAUAUUUUCAUUGACAUAAGUGAUUUAAAACAUAUGUUUUAAUGGUGUACCUAAUGUUUAAUACAAUGAGAGAGAAGUUAAUUCCAUAUUCUUUUUUUUCCUGCUCUGGACAAUCAGUUAUCACAGCACUGUUCAUUGAAAAGCCCAU